Sycon ciliatum is the source of this 1863-nucleotide messenger RNA. RefSeq lists its product as uncharacterized. The coding region runs from base 3 to 1178 and encodes 391 amino acids. Lineage: Eukaryota; Metazoa; Porifera; Calcarea; Leucosolenida; Sycettidae. The record is from RefSeq and is a predicted model, not a curated record. The transcript has 12 exons.
UGAUGCCGUUGGCAUUACGCCGUUUGGUUAUCUAUCUUCUUCCACUGCACAGGCAAGCAAAGCCAACGCCUGCCGUUGAUGGUGACUAUCUGGUUCCGACCGACACCGGUGCGGCUGUUAAACGCGGAUCACUCGUUGUUGGUGAUAUGAACCCACCUGCCUCAAAACGCGGUGCUGUGGAGUCAGUGUGUUAUGAGCAAUUUGACGAUGACCAGCUACCACUGGUGGCAGCAGAGCAACCCCCAAACAUCAGUCGGGCUGGAUCACUACGGGCUCCUGUCGAAUCAGUCUGCUAUGAAGCAUUUGCUGAAGAUGAAAUUCUGAGUCCUCCGGCAGCUGGUAGCAGCAGCAGUGCAGGUCCUGCAAUGCCAGCAGUAGUGGAAGCCCAGGCCUACGAGAACUUGGCAGAGCCCAAUCCUGCAGCUAGUCCUAGACUCAGCAUCCCACCUCCUCCUACUGCUCCACCUCCUCCGAGCUCCCUACCGCCGCCUCCAACCCAGCCACCCCCACCAAGCUCUCCACCGCCGUCUGCCGUUCCCCCACCUCCGAGUUUCCCACCGCCUCCUGAGAAUUCUGGAAUUGCAAUCGGCAACUAUGAGAACCUUGCUGAUCCUCCUGUGCCCGCUGGCAGGGGCUCUGAUAUUCCAGUUGGUAAUUACGAGAACUUUGCUGACCCUCAACCUCCUCCCAGCAAUAGCGGAGGAGCUCCGGGAGCGAUUGCUACAACAAACUAUGAAAACUUUGAAGUAGCAGCACCUGCAAGUGUUGGUGGAAAAACAGUUGAUUCGAGCCGUGGCGCAGUCGCUUCCAUUUGCUAUGAGAACAUUGGUGACCAGGAGAAGUCAGCAUCAACAGCAGCAGUAGUCAGAGCUCCAGUCAGUGAAGACCCAUUUGACUACAGAGAACCAGCAGCAGCAGCAGCAUCAACAAGCAAACAAAACGCACAUCUUAGCAUGUACGAGAAUCCAGAAGAUUACUCAGAAGCCACGCUCAGGAAAGCACGUGAGAGUUCAGCACCAUCUACUGUAGCUAGUCCUCAGGCAGUGGACAGUGUGAAAGAGGGUGACACCCUGCCCUCAUCUGUAUCUGGCUAUCAAGCAAUGCAAGAAGGUCUGGAUGCAGGCAUGAGCGAUGUGUCCAUGAGAUCCAGGACUGUGACAAUAACUGCCGUCAUGUAAGGAGCUUGAUGACUAGCAACGCUGGCAACUCGACGUCCCCCGGGGACUGGAGCAGAAUCGUUUUUGUACAUAGUGUUGUAUGAGCAUAAAAUGAGCAUAUUAAUGUGUCCCAUGACCCUGCUGCACAAGUCUUAUGAUCUGUAUGCUAGGUCAUAGUUUGAUUUUCCUUGAUUUUGAAUUCAUGUUAGUACAUCGGUUAGUAUUCACAUAGAACACCAGUAGUAGCACAGAGCCAGUGUGCUUAGGACCAGGACAUUUGCUAAAAGCUGAGACUUAGAAAAGAUGAAAACUCGUACUGUCUAAGUAGGCGGACGGCCCAAUUUUCUGUUCCCAAAGGAGAUUUUUGCACAUGCUUUCUUUGCACAAGAUACAGUAGGUAUUCACUAGUUUGACAGUAGGUAGGUUCUAUUUAUGAUGCACAAACACCACACAUACCGUAUCCAGAUCCGGGACAGCCAGGAUCAACUGCAUGGAAAUAAUCUGGCCGAGUGGAGAGGCUGGACCUCUAUUAUUUUCUGCUACUGCAUAGCCCUGAUAGGCGGCUAGAUGCUGCUGCUUGCCUCAUUGCUGUGCUGGAUCUUGAUUUGUUUUAGCUGCCUCCAAUCCUAGCGCUCAUAAUCAUGACUAUAAUUCUGUUAGAAUACUCGGCCCUAAGAGUACCCCACCCCUGGGUACCCAAAGCGUA